UUUGACCGGAAAAUGUAAUCACUGUUCAAGCGCACACUGUUCCACGAACACCUGAUCAAUAGACAAGACACAUGAUAAACAAGUGUUCGGACGGAUUAUUUUGCACAAUGGCGAGUGAAUAUUAGUCAUCUGAAACUCGCUAACAUCCCUGCAGUCUCUAUGCUCAACAAGGCAUGGCAGAGAGACAGGACAAUGAGGUGGAGGAGGCUGACCAGAUCUACCUGCUGAUGAAGGAGGAGUAUCGGAUCUCUAGGAAUGUGCGUCUGGCGUGGUUCCUUGGUAAACUAAACCAAGUCAUCUGGCCAGCCUCAAAGCCUGAAUUGCUGAACUCAGAGAAUGAAUUGGACUUGCUGAGCAUCUUGCCUAAAGGAUGGCAGCCGGAUUUUUCCCCCACCACGUACCCCUACAUGUUGAUGCCGUCCACUCGUGCCACCUUCCUGGCACGGAGGUACCGCUUCAUCAUUGAGCUGGACCUCAGCCCCUCCACAGGGAUUGUGGAUGACAGCACAGGAGAGAUGAUCUUCGAUGAGGUGUUUCAUGCCUUGUCGAGGUGUCUGGCUGGACUGGCUCAACCAUUUCAAGUCCCUGGAACUGAUCAGCUUUUCAAGCCUAAGAUCUUCGUCACAAUCUUGGCAUAUUCUUCAAUUAUUGGCCUCGCCUCCCAUCAGGUCUUGGUACAGGGCUGUCAGCUUGAUAGAACUGACCUCAAUGAGUUCCUGCAUCACAUCUAUCAACAGCUCAGAGCAGUGGAGAGCAACAUCGCACAAGUUCUGCAUCAGCAGCAUGAACAGACUCUGGAGCCAGUCCAAAGCUCUGGUCUCCAUCGCAACGCCUCAGAUGACCAGCCCCACAGAAAGCAAGGCAUUUCCAUGGUGUCAGCUGAUAUGGGGCUCGUCAGCAUGGUACGCCAGGGCAUCCUGGCCCUUCAGUUGCUGCCGCCAAACUCCAGUGCAGGUAUCAUUAUAAUUACAGAUGGAGUGACUAGUGUUCCUGAUGUAGCUGUGUGUGAAACUCUGCUGAACCAGCUCAGGAGUGGAACCAUCGCCUGCUCCUUUGUGCAGGUUGGUGGUGCAUACUCCUAUGACUGUAGCUUUGGCUACAUCCCCAAUGUAGAGCUGAUGAAGUUCAUCUCAUUAGCCACUUUUGGCUCAUACCUGCCCAGCUGUCCAGAAGUGGACCUGAACAGCCAGGAGAUGAAUGCUUACCAUAAGGCCUUCUUAACCUACUCCUUCCUGAAGACACCUGAGUCUAUGAACUCAGAGUACUUCUGUGUUUCUCAACACAAAUUGUUCAACGAGCACCUGGUAUCAGCCAGUGGUAACCCUGCACUGGUCAUGAGGAGGAAGAAGCAUACAGAGAAGGAAGUCCAUGCUCAUUUAAUCAGCGUGGUGUCUGUGCGCCUGAGAGAGGGCUACACCAUCAGAGAGAUCAGCCUCGCUAAAGGUGGGACGCAGCUGGAGGUGAAGCUGGUGCUGUUGUGGAAACACAACAUGCAUAUCGAGUACUUGGCAGCCGCCUCCUGGCCUUUGGACCCUGCCAAGAGAACCACCAGGGUUGAGGUGACGAUGGAGGGAAGUUACGACAUCCUGCAUGACAUCAGCUGCACCCAGCGGAAACCCAUCACCAGUCCGUACCGUACCUCCGUCAUCCGACGUUUCUGGAACACACUGCAGAGCAUCAACCAGACUGAUCAGAUGUUGGUGCACCUCCAGUCAUUUAACUCAAUUCCUGAGAACUACACGAUUCCUGAAAGCACCAAAAACGGAGUUCCUCUGUUCUACAUCCCUCCUGGCUCUACUACUCCGGUCCUGUCCUUGCAGCACAGUGGAUCCAAAGACUCCUCUCAGUCCCAGUUUGCUUCCUACUGGAAGCCCAUCCUCUCCAUGGACGCCAACUUCUGGCAGAGAUGGCUGCAUAUGCAUCGUAUUACUAUCAUCCUUGAACAUGACAUGCCGGUCCCCAAACACCUGCACACAGCUGGAAACAAUGGACGUUACAGCACCAUUCAGUGUCGUAUCUCUCACUCAGCCCUCACAUCACUGCUGAGGGACUGGAGCAGCUUUGUGCUGGUGGAGGGUUACUCGUAUGUUAAACUCAUAUACAGUUCUUCUGACCAGCCCCCCACAUCGUUCUACCUUGUCCGUCUCAUCUCCAAGACACCCUGCAUGGUGCUGCGUCUCGGCUUCCCCAUUGGUACACCAGCCCAUGUUAGAAACAAGAUUGUAGAUGAGCUGCGAGAGCAGAUCCUCAAACUGCGCUUCCCCCAGCGUGUUCAAAACAAAGAGGCGACACCCAAAACCAAAAGGAAAAUUGUUGGCCAUCCCUCACCUUCCAAAUCUCCCUCCAUCCCUGCUCCCAAACCUGCAUUGUCAGACAGACCCUGUGUGGUGGUGCUCAAUAAGCCUCUGGAGAAGCUGCUCAUAAGGUAUGAGAAGCUGCCGUUGGAUUUCAGGACUCCCUUCAUUUUCAACAUGGAGAACUUUCCUCAGCCCUCCAACAGUACAGUCCCCCUCAGCGUGGCAGCCAAUCGGACAGCUUCUUCCACCUUGGCCUCUUUGUCCCGUUACUUCCUGCACCAGCGCUGGGUGUGGGCUGUGCAGAACAGCCAAGGAUCCACUGUGGCCAUGCACGCUGUUGCUCACAUCCUUUCCAUGCUCUCGGAGAUCCGCAUAUCAGAAGGCUUUCACUUUGCUGCCAGCGGAGAGGGCAUUGUUAGCAUGGUGAUCGAGCUGCCAAUGAAGGGCAUGUCGGGGGACACGGACAGAGAGAGUCACUCUUGCAUUGUUCAGUACAUCCUAUUUCCACCUCACUCUACAUCUACAAAGGACAGCUUCUCCACCGAUGAUGACAACGACACUGAGGUUGAGGCCGUAGAUGCGGAUACAGAGCUGAACCUUGUGACAGAGUGCUGGAUAGAACCACAGUGUGGCACAGUGAUGAACUGCAUGGACCAGCAUCGCCACUUCCAGUCCCUCAAGUACCAGGAGAUCCCUCAAGCAAUCUUCCCAAGGGAUCUGGCCUGUAUGUCCACCAUGCUGACCUUUGAGUAUUUGAGUCAACUGUGUCAGAAUAAACAUCAGGUGUGCUCACUGCCAGCUGGACUCAAGGAUGUGAGAGGAGAAGCCCUGGCCUCUGAGGACAGCAUUCACAUGGUUCCUUUCCAGUUUGACCUCAUUCACCUGCUUCCAAAAUGCCAGCAAGUUGAGCUCUUCUUCCUCACAUUCAAUACAGCAGUGGAGAAUGAGGAGCAGGUUCAUAGCUCCCCAUGUUUGCCCAAUGAGCUCCUGCUCAGCCUCUUUCACAACAGCCUGGAGCAUGAGCUCAGUGAUAGGGAAAUCCAGUUAGCUGACAGCGACCAUGACACCUUCAUGCACCACAUCUUAGAGCGGGAACGAGACGGCCAUGUUGCUCCUUUCUCCUUACCUGUAAUUAAAGAAGAGUCUGUGAAGCCUCCAGACAGACAGGACACCAUGACAUCAUUCCACACCACUGGCAGCAGCAAAGAGGUGAUGGGAUCCACCAGCACCUUACAGAGUUUCAGUAAUGCAGACCUCGUUGAUGAAGAGCCCUUGCUGGGGGAUAGGAGCUGCUCUGUGCCACAGUGGAGGUGCUAUGCCAAGUACAUCAGCUCCCAGCAGAUCUUCCUCACCUUCCUCCCUGCUUCAUACACGGAUGUCCUGAUGUUGAUGGCAUCAGGGCUGGAGACAGAACCUCAGAGUAACAUCAGCACGCAGGAGGAUGACACUCUGACUCCCAGCAACAAAUCUCAGGCUGACUCCCUGUCUGGAUCCACCAGUGGCCUGGAGAGGUCCGAGUCUGGUCUCAGUCUGGCCAGUAAACUGCGAAGGAGCUCCAGCAGCACUGCCAGGUCCCCAGUGCUCUCACCACAGUCUGAGGGCCAGAGUGGGCCCACUGACUCUGUGAUCGUGGACCAGGACAGCUGGGACAGCAAAGUGCCUGAGACAGAGACUGGGACCCCUGGUUCAGAUCUGGGAGAAAAAGAAGGAGUCCAGUUCACCGAACCACAGAAGACAGAUUUCCACAUCAGCUUCAGCAGGCAGGUGUCUCAACAGAGUACCACUGACGGCAGCCAAUUAAAAUGUCCAGUCUAUGUCUACAACUGCUCCCUGGAAAACCUGAAGGAGCAGCUGGUACACCCCAACUCCAGCCGCCAACCCAGGGACAUCUUCUUCAGAGCUCAAGAUGCUGAAUCCUGGGAGAUGAAUCAGCAGAUAAAGUUCAGGUCACUAUCUCAGGACCGCAGUAGUCCGUCCCCUUGGACCGACCUCUUGACUCAGCCUCACAAACACAAAGAGUUGGUCAGCUACUGCAGCUUGCUACAAGAGCAUUACCACCAGAGCUUUGUCAAAGGUGUGUACCGCAGCCUGCAACAGUCCUACAGCAUUAGCUCACAGGAUGUCCUGAUGGCCAUGGACUACUGUGAAGAAUCUCUUCAAGAGAUUGACGUCACCUCCUUCCUGAAUACCCUCUGUGGACACAUCAGGGUCUUUAGGGAGCAUAGCGAGGCUUCAGGAUGGGAAUCCAGGAAUCCAAGGAAUCCAAAACCUUCAAGAAGCCCUGCAAGCUUUAUCAUUGGAGAGGUUGAGGAGGACCGAUCAGAUGACAGGGCUGCCAUGACCUCCUCGUCCAGUAUUGAAAUGGAGGAUGCCAGUGAAGCUCCUACAUCUCCACUGAUCCUAGAUGAGUCCAAGAGAGCCAAGAUCCUGGAGUUCCCUCUAACACUUCUCCAGACACAGCCCAAGUGUGAAGUGUACCCAGAUCUGCACAAAAUAAUACAGGAUAAAUUCAUGGACAUCGUGUCUCAGUACUUCAAACCUGUGCCCUCCAAUCCAUACUACUUUUUUUACUGCCCAUCAUCAUCCAAGAAAGAGGAGGACUCGGAGGAUGAUGAGACAGGGAGGAGACUCAGUGAGGAGGUGGUGUCAGAGGCUGAGCCAGCUACUGAGGAUGAAAACAUGUUGGGCUGCUGCAUGACAGAGACAGAGAGCGACACAGAUUUGGUAGUGGAGUAUGAGGAGCAAGCAUGCACCAGCUCCCAUGGAGAGGGUGAAGACCAGUCUCUGUCGGACUCCAACACUGUCAACCAGGACCAGGACUCCUUCAGCAUCCUAGAAGGAGACUCCCUGCUGGAGGCUGAAGGACCACAGUUGGACAUGCCGCCCCUCUUUGUUCAUGUCACUUGUUCUGUGAAUAUUAAAAGCUGUCAUGGCUCUAUGCCCAUACAAACACUGCCUACCUGCCUUGGUGAGAUUAUUUCCUGCCUGGAGAACUCUGAUGCCUUACAGUCUGUGGAUUUAAAUGAGCUCUCAGUCACUUUAGAUAUUUUUGUCCUGACACUACCUCUGGAGUUUGAAGUCAUGGCUGAUUUCCAUCAUAACAGGUACACCUCAGAGAGCAGUGUGUCCCUGAAUCGUUCACCAGGACAGCCCUCCUCCUAUCGUUCUGAUGAGGAGCUGAUUGCUGUGUUGGACAGUUUGAGGGGAGCUGGUGUUGAAGGUGUCUCUGGUGAUCCCUUAUCCAAACUUCCACUUCCUCACAAGUUAGCAAUUCUGGCUACAAUGGAUGAGAUCCGCUGGCUGCUGGAGGAUGAGAUCGUUUCUGCUUUGCGUCACUCUUGGAUCAUCAGCUCGACUACACUGCAGAAAGUAGCAGAGCAUGUUUUGCGCUCCAGCGGUCGACCGCACUGUCACUGUGAAGAUGUCCCUCUGCAGUUUGUCUUUGGGCCUGAGCAAUCCCUGGAAAAAUUCAGAGAGGAGUUUCGCAGAAUGUCCUUCUCCGGUUAUGUGUUGAAUGGAGAACAGGACGGCUUCUACUAUAUGUCCCUGAGCAGACUGCAUCCUCAGAGGAUCCAUGCCAACAAGAGGCUGUCUGAAAGCACCACAGCCCCCUCGCAACAUGAGAACCCCUGCAGUGCUGGAGCACAGGUGGAGGAGGUGAUGCUGGAGAGUGAAGCAGAGGCUCAUGCGACAGAGGCAGACAGCGAGAGUGAAGACAAGAAGUCCAUCAGUAUUGCUGCUGACACUUCCAGUGACACGGCUGCAGAAGCCAGUGAGCCAAUCAGACCCUCGAAGCCUGAGGCACAUGACACCGUUUCUCAGAGUUCAGUCAGCCUGGUGGGGGACAGAGGUCAGCCCAGUACCCCCCAGCUCCAGCCUGAACGCUGCACAGAGCCCACCUCACCCCCCAAGACACCGUCCAGUGUCAGCCUGGCUGAGUCUAUGCAGUCAGCCUCCCACAGCUGUGGCAAACUCCGGCCCAGUCGAGUCCAGAGUGUUGUCUCCAGCCAGGGCAGUCUGGACUCAGACAUGCAGGGGUAUGAUGGUGGCAGUAGUGACUCUGAAUGUGAGAGUCCCACCUUGGAUGAACAGGAGUGUCAGUCACCACUGAUGCCAGACUUCUGGCUCAUUGUUAAGAUCCACCAGGACAGAGUGAAGGUGUACUCACAUUCCAGGUGCCUCUCAGAAGGAAAAGAGGUCAGUGCUGAGGAGUUGGAGAAGAAGGAAGAGCUGCCUGAAUACUUACAGCUGCAUCAAAUGGUGGUCAGGAAAAUAGGUGAAAUCUGCAGAAUAGUCAAUCAGCGUAUGCUGCUGCAGGACCUCCAUGACAGCCAUGUAUGCAACUCUCUGCUGGUGGCUGAGAGUGAAGAAGACAUCUGGAAGAAUGAGUCGGUCUACAGGCAGAGGCUAAACGCCUCCGAUGAUUACAACACAGAGGAGAGCUACCAGGCCAGAGAUUACCUGGCAGCCACAAUGCAGUUCAUCCCUGGACAUUUUUCCUGUGACGUGGUUUGGAGCACAAUCAUCCACAUUCACCCUCGCCUCAAGAUGGGACCCAACAUGGGAGUAUCCAGAGCGAUCCAGGCCCUACGCUCUGUGCUGAACUCUUUCUGUGUGGUCAACAGGAAGAACAUGUUUGUCUACCAGGAGCGUACAACUAAAUCAGUCUUCUACCUCAGACUUUGUGAAACAUCACUAACAGGGAAAUACACAGACGUGGAUGGAAAUCUUCAUGUGACGCGCUCCACUGGUCUUGCCCGGAGUCAAGAGCCUUUAUUUUCUGAUGACCUUAUGGGCUCCAGGUCUUCUUUGGACAGCUCUCGACCAGUCGGUCAAGUAGACAAGCACAUCCUGCUGCUUGUACAUGGAGUAGGAAAUGCAGGUCCGGAGAUCACGGACGAGCUGGUCAAGGUCCUACGUAAACGCCUGGAUGAGACCACCUUGGACAUCAUCACAGUUAUGCUUGUCAGGAACUGCAAGCUGACACCAGCUGAUGUGGAGUUCAUCCAGCCGUCAGGAUCUCCUGCCACCGAGGUGAUGAACUUCAGCCUCCCCCAGUACUGCCUGCCCUGGCUGCCUGCUGUCGCUCACUACCUCAGACAGAACCUCCUCAUCUUCCUGCAUAUACCCAAGUACACUGACAGCAACACAGCACACCACUUCAAGCACUACUUCCAUUUAAGCAGUGACUUGGCUGAUGGUGAUCUCUACCUCUACAAUAAACCUGGAGGGCAGGGGACAGGAGGCAAAGGUAUUGCGUGCAUCGCCCUCUCAUUUGUGGACACCCAUGGUCGUCCCCUUCAGGUGCCUGCUCAGGACUAUACUGGUCUGCCGAGAUCAGAGAAUUACACCAUCCCGCUUCAUCCAGACCAUUUUGAUGAGCUGACCACCGUGGAUAAAGUGUACUCCGUCAACGUCAGCUCGGGUACAGAGCCACAGCUGUAUGUGCGGUUCGACAUCUGGGAACAAGGCAACGUCAGCCCCUUACAGCUGAGUGAUAAAUUGCAGGGGGCUCUGCGCCACGCGCUGUGUGACGUUUUAAUGGAGCUGAGGGUCUUGCCGAAUCCCCUUUGUGUUGGGGCGCUUUGCCCAGCGACCAAAGCUCAGAGAGAGGAGGCUAAAGGACUAUCGAUUCCUUUGCCUGAGAUGAAAGAAGUGAAGGACAGCCCCAGGCAGCGCAGUGGCUCACGGGUCUUUAAGAGCAGUCCUUCUCCCAUCACCUUAACCCAAGCUGCUGGGAGCACCCCCAUCACAGGGACCAGUACACCCGAGUCCACCACACCCACCAGCAAGAGCACCCGCCGAAGCUUCUGGGACAUACUGAGUAAGCCAGACUCAUCAGAGCUUGGGAGCCCAAAGACAACUGAUGACAUAGUGCAAGAGAAAGGAGAGGAGGGCCGAGCGGCGCGACGAAGGCACAAGACUGAGAACGUAAAGCAGCAGUGGAGCCAUGAGAAAGCUAUGGCUGUGGAGCUGGAGCAGGCCCAGAGGAGGCAGGUGUGUCAGCUUGAGGAGGGAGAUGUGGGCACACUGCACCCCAUCUACCAGGUUACCUGCCAGCCGUGGAUUGCUUUCAUGGCCAGACUUGGCUGCCCUUCCAUUCAGCAGUGCACAGCUGAAAUCGCUUCGCACUUCCUUCUGCCUUCCAUCUUGGCAGAGAUUGUCAAUUUGGUCAGUUCAUUGGCCAGUGAUACAGCAGUGAAGGCGUUUGAAAAGACAAGCUGUCCCGCAUCUGGAGAAAUAUUUGUACCAUUCCCUCUUGUCCAGAACCUCAGCCAGCCUCCAGGUGCCACAAGGAGCUUCAUCCUCAUUGGUCGCAACUUCCAUCAGUGGCACUGUAGCACAGAGCAAGAGGACAGUUCAGAUGAGGAACACACCCCAGUGCUAAAUAGGUUCACACCUCAUAAGGGCUUUCAGCGCUUCGAGGCUCUGGAGCAGAGUGAUUGGUUCAGUCCCAACAAAGCCGGGGCAGGACUGGCUCCCCGCCAGAGGUUCCUCCUCAUCAGGAUCCUGGACAAAAAGGUGACUCUGUACAGCUACAACUGGUCUGUGGACCUGGGCGCCUCUCUGAACCGUGAGCUCAUUCGCCUUGUUAAGUGGCAGAACGCGAGAGCUCAUGUUGUCCACUGCCUGCUCAACCAGAAGAUGGGCCUCUUCCAUCACUACUGCUUCUCUGAUGCACCCAUCCAUGAAAUGGACUCCAAGCAGGAUCCCAACCCAUUCCUAAGCCCCUCCAUGGAGCCUGAUGCUUUGCUGCGUAGCACAGUUCCUCCUUUGCCCAGUAAAGAACAGGGCAGGCUGGGUAGCUCCGGUCGAAGUCUUGCUCCACUUCACUUCCCCUCCGAGCUGCUUCCCUUUGACGAAGCCCUUAGGGACGUCUGCACCAUCCGACCCUUGAUGGAGGGGGAUGUGGUGGCCCGACAUGGAGGCCAGCUCUUAGAUAUCAAAGCCACUGAGCGGAGAGAACUGGAGAAACAGAUGAAGAUAGAGAACCUGUUUGUGACUUGGCAGCAGAGAUCAGCACAAUCCAACAUGCCCAUUUCAGGAACAGAUUUGGAGACCCUGAAGCAAUCGUCAAGGUUGGUCCACUACUGUGCCACCCCUCUCCUCUUUGACCCCAUCUUCCGCAAGCAGAUCCAAGAGGAACAGAUUGUUCAGCCUCCGGUGAAGAAACGGCAUCGCUCCAGUGAUUCCACGGCGUCGGGUCGGGACCGAAGCUACAGCACUGACUCGGCUGACAUGCUGCCCAGCCGACUGAAGGAAGAACCCUGGCUCCUUGAGAUUUCCAGCACCUUUCUCCAGCAGUAUGUUCAGUACCUACAGAGCAUGGGCUUCAUUCUGGUCCAGGUCCGGCCUCAGUCUCCAGCUCGCAGCAUUGCCCGGGCUCGUGCUGCCAUGCUGAGUUCUAUGUCAUCAGAAGGGAGGAUGUCAUUUUCUUAUGUAAAGCAGAAGAGUGAGGACAGUCCAAAGACUACAGCAUCUGGCACCACUGCAUAUCACCUCCAGAGGGCGCUGCCAGGAGGGAUCGUGUUGAUGGAACUGACUUUUCAGGGGUGUUACUUCUGUGUGAAGCAGCAUGCACUGGAGUGUUCCCGCAUUCCCAUGGGCCAGACUGUCAACUCCCAGGGCAGCCUCCUCACCAAACCUCGUUGCAAGCCGUUCCCAGAUGCCACCCCCGUAUCUGACUGUGCGCUCUCUAUGCUCUUCACUGAGGAGUGCGAUAAGGUGCGGGACCUGAUGCAUGUUCACUCCUUCAGCUACGACUUCCACCUGCGAGUGGUUCACCAGUACUUGGUAGGCUGCCACAUGACGCUACGCCAAGGCUACCAGCUCACUGACUUCCUGGAUGACUUCAUCUCCCAUCACCCAGACAUUCCCAAGUUUGGCCGCAACCAUGUCUUCCAAGGGAGCUUCUCCAUCUCCACGGGGAUGAUAACAGCUCACCAACUGUACAACUAUAUCACUGACCAUGCCAGCACCUAUGGCAUGAAGCCACUUCGCAUGUCCAAGGCUCCAGUCACCACUGACAGCAAGAAAGGGACACCUGAUCUGCACGAGUAUGCACUAGUGGCUUUGUGGAACAGUUCGGGCUCCUACAAGGAUCUUGAGGGCCUGCACCACCAUGAUGACUUUGAUGUGACCCUGGUGGUGUGCCACAAUGCUGCUCCAUUUGAGGAACAGUCUGACGGCGAGAGGCAUAUGCUGAGGUUGCGGUUCUAUGUGAUUAUGACCAGUCAGAGAGAGCUUUUCCCUCGCCUCACUGCUGACAUGCGUCGCUUCAAGAAGCUUCCUCAGAUCCACCGUGAUCCCGGCGAGCUGGGAGGCCGGCUCCCCCCGGAUCGCGCAGAAGCCUGUGGGUCACGUGGUGCUGAGCAGGACCUCUGGGAGGAAACAUCUGAAGCUGCAGCUGCCUCUGCCACUGGAGAUGGCAAUGAGUUUUACCCCCUGGCAGUGGGUGGACCAGAGACUCAGAGUUUGCUGUACUCCUUCCCUCUGUUCCCUCUGCUCAACAACGAGGUGGCAUCAGCGCGGAGACAGAUCCAGGCCAGUGUGGAGCAGGCAAUGGGUCACUGCCGUAGGGAUAACCUGUGGAGGAGGCUCUUCCACGGAGAGCACCUGGCCCUUGACAAACUGAAGCUGACCAAGCUGUCCUUCAGUGAGCUGGAGGAGCUGCUGGAGGCCGUGCAGAGCCGCUCAGUGGGGGAGAUUGACCCACAACUGGACUGUUUCCUAACCAUGAGUCCAGCCUGGUACCAGAGUCUGAUAAAAGUCCUUUUGAAUCGCUUCCCUCAGAGUUGCAGACACUUUGAUGACAACGGCAUCCAGUAUCUGGCUGUUCUGAACCAGAAGUUCACUGACUGCUUUGUUUUGGUCUUUCUGGACACGCAAGCUGGAAAAACAAGUCUAAAGGUUGUGUUUCGGGAACCACUGCCAUCGCAGCCGCAGGCCAGCAGCAGCCCUCCGCCUCAGCUGGUGUCCAUGUAUCAUCAUCUCGAGUCUGUCAUCAACACAGCCUGCUAUAACCUCUGGACAGGACUGUUAUAAAGCUAGCCAUUGCUGGACUUACCUCAACUCAUGUCCAUGUGAGCACAAUCGACACAUGAAAAGAGGAAUCAGCGGCAGAGGAAAAUAGAAGACUAGAGGUUUUUCCCGAGAAGUUCAUUUAAGGGGAAUCUUCUUGCUAGUAUGCUCUCCCUGCAGCUCCACCGUUCACUGCGGCAUUAAGAGAAGCUUCAUAUCAGACAGUGAUAUUACUGUAUUUAUGCAAAGCCCUGUAGCACAGGAGAGAGGAGAUUCCUGCAGCAAAGUGAAACCUGAAAGGACUUGUGCAUUGCUCCCAGUCUUUUGAACCUGCUGUAGAUUUCCUGCAUCAGUUGGCCCACCCUGCCCCAAUCAGUCAAUCAAAAUCUGAUUUAAAACUGAAUGAUUCCUAACUGGUUUGGGGAAAGCCUCCAUUAGCCAACCUGGUAAUCCUUAAUUCUCUGAUAUACUUGCUUUUACUUAGGCAUUCUUGUGUGCAUUAUAAUAACCCCUAUGUUCUGUAUUACUUCAGAGUGUUGGGUGUAUGCAGGGAUUAACCCCAUAAAGCAUGAUAUGAGUUUUUGUGUCUCAACACUAAGUGAAGUUUAUGUUAAAUUGGAAUCUGUGAAAAAAAUAUUCCCCUGUUAGCCAGUGAUGAUCCCAUCUUGAUCUGCCCACAUUGCAGCUGCCUGUGUUUUGUUCAUUUUGUUAAAAAGCAAGUAUAUCACAGGCAUUGGGGAAGUUUAAUCGUUCUCUCCAUACAUUAUCAUUUUUUUUUUCUGUGAACAUGAGAAGUGUAAAAUCUGAGACAACCCCCACUGCAGUUCAUUAAGCCAGGACAGCUUUUUUUUGGGGGGGGGGCAUUUCUGAUUAUCGGUAUUUGUGUUUCUGUCCAACUGCCAGUAAGAUCAUUUUAAAAAAAGGGCUACUGUGGGCCUGACGCAGCAUCCUCUCUGUCUGUAGUCAUCACUUUCUUAUCUCAGUCAUUGUCCUUCCCACAACACAACUAUCUGAUUGUGACACAUCACAAGUAAUAGUCAGAACUGAACAGUCUAAAACUAUCAAAUAAUAAGAAUACAAAAGGACAGUAAAGGACAGAGCCUUUUACUGACUGACUCUGACCAUUGUGAGCAGAGGUAAAGAAGAAGUGAAAGGUAGAUGAGCUUUAGUCCAUGUCGCAGUUACCUUGCUACGAGAAAAAUGCUUCCAGGCUGAUGGAUCACAAUGUAGAAGAAGUAUCUUGGAGAACUAUGCUCUGACACACAUUUUGAUGACCUGAUAGUUAAGAUGUUUUACCCACAGACAAGACGCUGCUGUAUUUGUUGCUCAUCGUUCUAAACGUGUCAGCAGAUUGGAUUUAAUCUAAUGCGUUGUGCUGAAAUACAACAUAAGACAUCAUAAGGAACCAAUGCUGAACACUUCUGGCCAUGUAAGUGCACAACUUUCAUACUCUGCAGCCUCAUUAAUACGUCUGAGCUAUCUUGGAUCUUGUGCCUUCUUAUAGCAUUGCGCUAGCUCAGCUCGUCAUACCGUACCGCUGGUUUAUGUGAAUGAGAAUCAGCUGAGGUGUCGGUGUGCACCGCGGGAAAGCUUUCAUGUUUGAUUUUCAGAAGUGUCAAACCUGUUACUCAAUUGAACCCCCACUGCCGUAUCUGGUGCCCUGAAGUGCCUUUUUUCAGUUUAAUUUCAGUUUUAAUUCCCAAAAUGAAGUGAUACUGUUGUCAUUCCACCAGCUUCUGCAUAGAAGAUUUUUGGAAACACACACACACUACUGAUGUUACACAGUGAAAGUGCCUGAGAUAGCGUGGAGAAUGCGACAGAAAUUGCCUCUCAUGCGUAAAAAUGAAAAAAAAAAAAGGUUAGAUUAAAGGCAUAAUAUGCAAUUGCUCAUAAACACACAGUCAGUAGCUAAUUGGUGAGGAUCUCCUGCCUUCAGUAUUUGAUGUCCUGGAAAUGAGACUCACCAAUCAGCUCUGUUUGUCCAGAAAUGAUGCCAGAAAUGUCCAGAACAUAGCAAAACACUGAGAGAAUCAGACAACAGGCCAGGUAAUGUCCCCACCACCACCUGGGUCAUAAGUGAUGGCUGAAAGGGAUCAUUUUGUAGGAGUCUAUGUGUUCUUUUUUUUUGGGGGGGGGGGGGUUAGGAAAUCUGCCUAUUAUGCCUUUAACUUUGAUGAUUUGCACAAUAGCAUGUCACAUGUCAUCAGGGCCGAGUGUUUCCAAAGCACGUUCAGGGUGAUGAGUUUGACGUGUAUUUUCUGAAAUACUGCGGCUGGUAGUCGUACCUCAGUUUACAAGACGGCAGAAGCCAGCCUGGUACAAGAGUGUGACAUCGCAACAAACAUGAAAGCUCGAUAUUCACUGCAGUACCUUCGUUGACGACAUGCUCGGCAGCCUUAGAUUUCUAGACACUGUCACAGGAAGGAAACCAAAUCCAUGUUUGGUUUGCGGGUGUAAAAUGAAGAAAUGCGCAAAACGGCAUUCUCACAGCUCAGAGAAUUCAGUCUGAAGGUUAAACACUGGAUAUUCAUCAUGCUAAAUGUGGACUGAACAUGUUAGCCCUGAGCAUUUUGACUCUGACAUAUGAACACUGCACUGUCUAACUGUAUAAUGUAUAUUAUGUAUAUACAGAACACUUUAUACAGGAUGUGAAAUGCUAAAUAAAAAAAGGAUGAUGA
Scatophagus argus is the source of this 13996-nucleotide messenger RNA. RefSeq names its product SZT2 subunit of KICSTOR complex (gene szt2). The coding region runs from base 174 to 11342 and encodes 3722 amino acids. The transcript has 75 exons. Lineage: Eukaryota; Metazoa; Chordata; Actinopteri; Scatophagidae. Gene Ontology annotation, cellular component: peroxisome. The record is from RefSeq and is a predicted model, not a curated record.